AUGUACACCAAUGACGAAGAUCUAAAUUUCGAAUAUGAUUUUCAUUUGAUACAUAUUGAAAAAUUUCAUUUUGAUAAAGUACUUUUAAAUUUGUUUCAUAGAGAGGAAGUAAAUCUAAUUUUACAAUUUAUUCAAUUAGAAACAUUAAUUCUUGAUAAUAUUGAUGCAAAAUAUCUUCACAAUAUUCUCAAACAUUCUAUUCUUUUACCAAAACUCUAUUCAUUAGUUCUUACACCUAUUGAUUAUGUGCAAGAUCCAAGUAUUAUUUUUAUUUACAUAUUUCGUUUACCAAAAUUAAAAUCUUGCAAAUUUACAUAUCAAACAAAAGAUAAUCAAGAACCAUUGCCGUUUUUUUUAGUUGAUCUUAAACGUAGUUCAAUUGAAUAUCAUGUAAUAAACAGUCGUUUUCCAUUUGAUUCUUUAAAUGAUUUCUUUUUUUGUCUUCCAAAUCUUCGUUAUUUAUCAAUUAAUUGUCUUGUUGGAUCUCGUUAUAGUGAUAUUCAUAAUUAUCCUAUUAAAAAUUAA
Rotaria sp. Silwood2 is the source of this 525-nucleotide messenger RNA. Lineage: Eukaryota; Metazoa; Rotifera; Eurotatoria; Philodinida; Philodinidae. The record is from the annotation of a GenBank genome assembly.